This is a messenger RNA of Entelurus aequoreus (snake pipefish), 6807 nucleotides long. RefSeq names its product ubiquitin protein ligase E3 component n-recognin 1 (gene ubr1). Bases 178 to 5388 code for a protein of 1736 amino acids. The transcript has 47 exons. NCBI's taxonomy places the organism in Eukaryota, Metazoa, Chordata, Actinopteri, Syngnathiformes, Syngnathidae. Gene Ontology annotation, biological process: protein ubiquitination; ubiquitin-dependent protein catabolic process via the N-end rule pathway. Gene Ontology annotation, molecular function: ubiquitin protein ligase activity; zinc ion binding. The record is from RefSeq and is a predicted model, not a curated record. Gene Ontology annotation, cellular component: ubiquitin ligase complex; cytoplasm.
ACAUCAACAAAAACAAUUCAAAACCUACUUGUUGUAAGUUAGUAUUUCAUAGAACAAUCUAAUAUUAGUAUUUAUUUUCGUGUCAAGUAUAAAUUGUAAAUAAUUACUAAUGCGUUCUAUUACAAGGGAAGUGUAGCUUAACGACAUUCACAUUCCCUCCUUUACGGCAAAUGGAAUAUGGCGGAGGCUGAGAAACCUUUUGACGAGCUGGAGCUCAUUAAGGAAUGGCAGGCGUCCGCAGACCUGCAGGCGGCCCUGUACGACUACCUGAGAAAGCAGGUGCCUCGGAUCUUUUGUCACAAGGAGCAGGCCAUCCCUCAGGAGGAAGAGGAGCGCACACAGAGACUCCUUCUCCAUCCUCUGGAGUACUUCCUGUUCGGUGAAGAUCCCGACGAAGGUGUGGAGAAGCUCAAGCAGGGCAGUACGUCUUCCCAGCUCUGUGGACGUGUCUUUAAAGAGGGAGAGACAGUCUACUCCUGCAGGGAUUGUGCAAUAGAUCCCACGUGUGUGCUGUGCAUGGACUGUUUCCAGGAGAGUGUACACAAAAGUCAUCAUUACAAGAUGCAUGCCUCAUCAGGUGGGGGCUUCUGUGACUGUGGGGACGUGGAAGCUUGGAAGAUUGGUCCGUCUUGCUCCAAACACGACCCAGAAGCAGACACCGCCAUGGUAACUGAUGAGUGCACAUUGGAGCCCGAGUUGAGCGAUCGUGCUGAGACGCUCUUCCGCGUAUUGCUGAACUACUACACAGAAUUCCUGGACUGGGCGGAAGACCGUCAGCUUUCACAUCAACUAAAACCUAACGAUAGAGACAACUCAUACUUCUGUGUGCUGUACAACGACGAGCACCAUUCGUACGACCAUGUGAUCUACACUCUCCAACGGUCCGUUAACUGUGACCAGGCAGCAGCGCAGACUCACACAGCUCUUAUUGACAAGGAGGGUCGGCGGGCAGUAAAGAGAGGAAGUCUUGAGUCGUGCCAGCAAGCCAAAGACCUCAUCAAGUUCAACUCAGAGCACAUUUCCCUGCAGCCUCUGCGUGUGGAGGUUCUGCACUCGGCCAUCAUGGCUCAUCAAACAUUUGCCCUGCGCCUCGGCUCCUGGUUCCAAAAGAUCAUCGGUUAUUCAGUGGGCUUCAGACAGGCCUUCUGCAGGGUGGCACUAGAGCCCAGCAAAGAGCAGACCAGCCUGUGCUGCAUCAGCAGACUCAUGUUGCUUGAUGCCAAGUUGUACAAAGGAGCUCGCAAGAUGACACAUGAUCUGAUUUUCUGUAGCAUACUAAUGGAGACUGAAUUCAAGAGGCUGUUUGCAAUUGAAUUCACAAAGCUUUAUAAGGAUCUGCAGAAUAACUUCAUCGAUGACGAUCAUGACAGGAGUAUUUCCAUCACUGCACUCUCUGUUCAGAUCUUCACUGUGCCUACACUGGCAAGAUACCUUAUUGAGGAAACAAGCGUCAUUUCAAGGAUCGUUAAUACAGUUAUGGCGCUCCUAUUAGAGCAUCUGGAUGUUAACAAUCGCUUCUUCUUCUUGGGCUACAACUCUGACAAGUUUAACCGCAUCCAGGUCAUUUUCCAUGACCUCAGAUAUGUUCUGAUUAGUAAACCGUCCACAUGGAAUUCUAAACUUCGGAAGCAGUUUAUAGAAGGAUUCAAUUCCUUUCUUGGCCUUCUCAAAUGUAUGCAGGGUAUGGAGGAGUUAGAGCGUCAGUUUGGUCAACACAUCGCAGUGGAGCCAGAGUGGGAAGCCGGCUUCACCCUUCAGAUCCAGCUCCGACAUAUUCUUGCUAUGUUUCAGGACUGGUGCUCUUCCGAUGACAAGAUUUUACUGGAAGCUUUCAGAGAUUGCCACAAACUCUUGCAGCAAUGCAACAAUCAGCCCUUUCGCAGAGAGGCAGCUGAUAACUAUAUGUGCAAACAAAUCCUCAAUGUUCGGCCCUACAAAGUCUCUCAAGAGCCUGUCAGCAUUCAUGUACCUCUUUCUAGGCUGCUAGCUGGCUUAUAUGUACUUGCCUGCAAGAAUGGAUUACAUGAUCAACUGUGGGACAAACAAUGUUAUGACUUUUCCACCAUGGCUGAGCAUUCUCUGCGCUGCGUGGUGCUGGCUGCACAGGUAUCGGCUGAAAUGUGGCGCAGGAAUGGGCUCUCUUUGGUCAGCCAGGUGUACUACUAUCAAGAUGUUAAAUGCAGAGAUGAGAUGUACGAUAAAGACAUCCUCAUGCUUCAGAUCGCUGCUUCUAGAAUGGAUGCAAACCAUUUUCUCAUGCUGAUCUUGUUAAGAUUUGAACUCUUUAAUUUCUUCAAUGGAAGUUGUUCGUGUAGAGACCAUAAUGAACUGGUGCAGUGGAAUCGACUGACAGAGGAGAUGCUGUACCUCCUUAUUGUCAUCGUUGGUGAACGCUAUGUCCCCGGAGUCAGUAACGUGACCAAAGAGGAUGUGACAAUGAGAGAGGUCAUCCACCUGCUGUGCAUUGAGCCCAUGGCACACAGUAGCCUGGUCAAAGGCCUACCAAAGAAUGAGAGCCAUGAAACAGGUCUGGAGUCUGUCAUCAGCAAAGUUGCCACUUUCAAGAAACCAGGCGUGUCAGGACAUGGCUUAUAUGAGGUGAAAAAGGAGCACUUGGUCCAGUUCAACCCUUUCUUUUACCAUUAUUCACGCUCUCAACACAGCAAGGCUGAAGAGUCGCAAAAGAAGAGGCGUGUUCAGGAGAGCAAAGACAAAGCUUUGCGUCCUCCGGUACCGCCUCCCUUCUGUCCAGCCUUCUCCAGUAUCGUACGCCUGCUCUGCUGUGACAUCCUCGUCCACGUCCUCAGACGAGUCCUGCAGAGGGCAGCAGAGGAAAAGUCCACUCACUGGACGGAAAUAAUGAUCCAGCGGGCCCUGCACCUUAUCGGCCAGGCACUGCUUGAAGAAAAAACCCAGCUUGAGGACAGCACUGUAGAGGAAGUGACCUUUGAUUUCAGCCUGAAGGCCCGCAGAGUCGGUUCAGAACACGGCAAGUCUCUGUUCCUCUUGCUGUCAAAAAUGAAGAGCGCUCGUUCGCUUGAAGCCCAAAAAGACAUGAUCUUGUGGCUACUACAGAUGUUUGAGAUAAUCAUGUGCCUCAGAGAGAAGUCCAGUCCAACUACUUCCAUGAGUAUGGAUACGAGCAAGCCUGAGGAGAGUGCUCAGGACAAAGAAAAAGCUGAGCGCAAACGGAAGGCUGAAGCAGCCAAACUUCACCGCCAGAAAAUCAUGGCCCAAAUGUCGGCCAUGCAGAAAAACUUCAUUGAGUCCAACAAGAUGCUCUAUGAAAACAUGCCAGAGAGCGGCAUGCAGGGAGAGCCUGUUGCAUCUACAGUGAGUGCCAUGGAACAUAAGGAGCUGUGCAUCGCCGUAGGGCCCCAACGAGGGUCCACCCCUGCCGAGAGGGAGGUGUUGACCUGCAUUCUUUGUCAGGAGGAGCAGGAAGUGAUGGCCCAGGCUCCAGCCAUGGUGCUGACAGCGUGUGUCCAGAGAUCCACUGUUUUGACUCAAUGCAGAGGAAAGAUACCCACCAGCAGUGAUGACGCCACAUCCUACCCAUCAUUCAUGCCUCCUGAACUGGCCGUGGGCACCCACACGGGCAGCUGUGGACAUGUCAUGCAUGCCACAUGCUGGCAAAAAUAUUUUGAGGCAGUCCAGAAUACAACCAGAAACCGUCUUCACGCUGAACUCAUCAUCGACCUUGAGAAUGGGGAAUACAUGUGUCCUCUGUGCAAGUCGCUAUGCAAUACCGUUGUCCCCCUCAUCCCCUUGGAGCCAAUUGUAUUCAACUAUGAAAAUGCUGAGAUAAUUGGUCAACAUUUGACUAUGACUCGCUGGAUUCACAUCCUUGAGGCCAGGAUUAAAGGACUCAAGGCCAUCACUCAGGACAAUGAUUGCAACAUGGAAAGCAGUAAUAAUGACAACUCAAUGUUAUGUGGAGAGGGUCUGCCAGAUUUCCGAUCCAUCCUAAGCUACGGUGUACAAGAACCGAGAAAAUUCUCCGACAGUAUAGCCGAGAUGCUGGUCGUGUGCGCCACCACAAUCCACAGGGUGGGGCUUCAAACGGUACCCAAUGAGCUGUGUCCACGUGUGCCCCUCAUGGCCUGGAACACCUGUGCCUUUACUAUUCAGGCCAUUGACAACAUAUUGCAGGAAGAAGACAAGCCGCUGUUUGGGUCUUUACAAAACAGACAGCUGGCAGGUCUGAAAGCGAUCGUUCAGUUCUCAGCAGCACAGAGAAUCAAAUGCUCGCAGGCUGUCAUCCAAAGACACUUCACUGACAUGUUAGCAGUCCUGCUGCCAGUCACAAGCAGAAAGAACACACCAUCUAUUCUGGAAGUCGACUUUUUCCAUCUUCUAGUGGGUUUAGUGUUGUCUCUGCCCUCGCUGUACCAAGAAGAAGCCGUAGACUUGCAGCCGUCUGCUGUCAGCUCGGCUUACAACCACCUGUAUGUCCUGCAUCUGGUCACAAUGGCUCACAUCCUGCAGGUUCUGCUCCUCACAACAGACUUCCCUGUAGUCACUGAAGAGGGGACUGAGGAGGCCAGAGCAGCAGCAAAAGUUCUCAAUGUAGUGUCGCAAUACACUGGCAGACUGCUCUCAGAUGUGUCUGGUGCCUCUGUGGCCAGAAGAGUGAAGACGGGAAUCAUUUCUUUUCUUCGCUGCACCGCUCUCUUUUUCAGCUGCCUCACUGGUGUCCGCCCCCCAGAGGACCUUUUUUCCACUUCUGUUUCCAGCCAAGACCAGAUGGAGGCAGUGUGCAGCUACUUGGCUCUGCCCGCCAAUGUAUUCCAGCUCUUCCAUGAGCACAGAGAUACAGUAGCAUCGCUGCUGCAAACGUGGUGCAGCAGCUCAGCGAUAACCAAAGCCCUGAAAGGCAAAAUUCAAACAGUCAGAUACCCCAGGAGAAUAAACCAUUUGAUUGACCUCCCAGAGGAUUACAGUGCCCUCCUCAACCAAGCAAGCCAUUUCCAGUGUCCCAAGUCUGCAGAUGACGAGAGGAAGCAUCCCACCCUGUGCCUGUUCUGUGGCGCCAUGCUGUGCUCUCAGAGCUCCUGCUGCCUCAGUCAGCUGGAUGGAGAAGACGUGGGUGCCUGUACCGCCCAUGCUGCCACCUGUGGUGCAGGAGUGGGCAUGUUUCUCAGGAUAAGAGAGUGUGAAAUUGUCCUGAUGGCCAGUAAGACUCGAGGAAGCACAUAUCCUGCUCCUUAUUUGGAUGACUACGGCGAGACUGACCCUCAUCUCGGGCGAGGCAAUCCAUUGCACCUUUGUCCGGAGCGUUACAGGAAGUUGAAGCAGAUGUGGCAGCAGCACUGCAUCCUGGAGGAAAUCGCUCGCAGUCUGGAGUUGGUCAACGUCAUGUUCGCUUUCGACUGGCAGAUGUUGUGAUGGAGGAGCCAGCAGCAAAGGCAGAGUCGUGAAGAAGCUCGUGUGGAGACACUCUCUGCUGCUUCCUGGUAGGCGCGAACAUGCAGCAAAGCCAGGAGAGGGAGGGGGGAUAAAGGACAGAAAAAAAACAGAGGUCUCCUAUCGGAUUAGCCUUGUUUUAAUUUGUCUUCUCUAAGAAUGCAAGUGAGCUCCUGUUAGAAGAAACCAGUAGAGACUCAUUUAAAGAAAGACAUACAUUAGAUUCACACAUAAUGACCUUUAUCCCACGCACCGGUCUUACUUUGUCAUAACUUGUACAUGUAAAUUUCUAAUGCUAUAUUAACCACUUUUCAAUUUGCCUUUGUAUUAUUUACCUGCUUAUCUCACAUUUUACCACCUAGUCUUUGCUAUCUUGCAGAAACUUGAAUCAAUAUAACUUUCCUCUGAUUACUAAGGCCACUUUUCAACAACUUCAUCGUGUUUAUUUAUUCAACAAAUUUAACACGGAUCUAAAAAGUACACCAGUUGUAAAGAUGCUUUUAAAUCACACUUGUAUCAUAUCUUAGCCUUUCAAAAUAAGGUGACUUGUGUAUGAGUGUGCUGUUUGAUAGCACUGCAGGACGUCCAGGAUAUGGUAAUAAAGACACCAGUCAAAGUACCAAUAAGUCUCUUAUGUUUCACACACUGUAUGACAGUACAUGAAACCAUGAAAACAAAUCUGCUACAGACACCCUAGUUCUCCUGAAGUGGAUUUUUCCUCAUAUCAAUACUUUUUAAUGGACAAUCCUCUGCUUGCAACAUUACGUGUUUUUUCUUUUCUACAUAGAGGUCAAUGAAGUCAUGCUUGGAUGAAUUUGGUGUAGAAGAAUUUGAGACCCAUCAAACACAUUUGAGAUAGACUUGCACACACUUCACAAACUGAAGUCUAAGCAAGACUAUAUGAAAUUAAGGGGGAAAAAAAUAAUUAAAAAAAUAAAAUAUAUAUAUACCGUAUGUAUGUUGUUUUUUAUACCAUAUAACACAUUUGCUAAAAUAAGCACAAUAAUCUAACAAAAGAAGACAAUCUAUAUCUCUGAUGAUGGAUCAGUAACUACGGGUGCAUCUCAAUCAGUUACAAUAUGGUGCAAAAGUGUUUUUAAUUUCAGGAGUUUAAUUCAGACUGUUAUAGCUGAGGUGUCAAACUAAAAGCCCGGGGACUACAUCUGGCCUGCAAAAGCCUGGAAAUAAUACAAGUUUACAAAACACAGGAAGAGUUGUAAAUUCCUUUGUGCUGGCAUAUUCAUUGCUAAUUGUAUUUACAUUUUGAAGGUAAAAAUUGUACUGCAUGUAGCUGCCAUUUUUAACUGAAUACUGUUUUAUUAUUCAACGCAACAAGCUAUUAUAUGUUUUUGGUCCAUUGUAACCCUUUUUGAAAUAAAUUCUACAAAAAGUGAACUUUAA